Molecule: messenger RNA, 294 nt
Organism: Nerophis lumbriciformis (worm pipefish)
Lineage: Eukaryota; Metazoa; Chordata; Actinopteri; Syngnathiformes; Syngnathidae
Source: RefSeq, a predicted model, not a curated record
AUGGCAGCGUUUGCACUGGUGCUGCUGCUGCUCGCCUGUGCAGCUGAGGCUCAGAGCAGAACGAUGCAGCAGAUUCAGGCGAGGGGGGAGGCAGCGAGAGACUCGGCAGCGAGAGACUCGGCUGACAGGCAGACGUCUCUGCGUGUUGCGAGACGGACACACCUUACGGAGAAUGAGCGAGAGAUUAUCACUAAACAAAUCAUGCAAGCCAUCUCAGAGAUGGUGAACUCGGACUGCAUGUUGGACCGCGACUACCGGGGCUGGUUGGAUUUCGGACGCAGAGAUGCAGAAUGA